Molecule: messenger RNA, 1919 nt
Organism: Sipha flava (yellow sugarcane aphid)
Lineage: Eukaryota; Metazoa; Arthropoda; Insecta; Hemiptera; Aphididae
Exons: 2
Source: RefSeq, a predicted model, not a curated record
GUAGUAAAAUAUUUGCCGACGAAUAUCUACCUGUAGCCACCGCCGACGCAUCUUUGAAUAAGACGUUUAUGGAACAGAAAUCUACCGCCACCACAAGUGCUUAUUUCCCUGUAGAAAAACUAUCUAUUCCUAUAUUUGACGGAAAUCCAAUUGAAUACACCAGUUUUCGGAACAUGUUUGAUAUAAUAGUAGAUAACACCAAUAUGCCACCAGUCUUAAAGUUUGGAUAUUUGAAAUCACGUUUAAAAGGAGAGCCGUUGAAACUUAUCGGCAACCUUAUGUUAACAGAUAUGAUUGCAGAACAUCAUCUGGAACAAAUAUUUAAUGCACCAAAAGCGUUCUUCGGUGACGGGAAUUCUAUAAGAAAGCUAUUUAACAAUAUUAUUGAAACUACUGGAGCCCUACAAAACUUAUCAUUUGCGGUGGAUCAAUGGGAUCCAAUUCUUUUGCACCUUUUACAGAAAAAAUUGGAUUCAUAUCUUCGAUCCCAGUGGGAACUGUUGGUAGAUACUACGGAAGAUCCGACUGUCGUAGAAAUUACCACUUUUCUAACAAAAUAUUGUAAGUCCGCGACCGUCACUGAAAGUCACCAUCUACAAAAACCCUUCAAGAAGAAUAAAACAACAACCUUGCUCACGAACCAACCGGGUCAACAACACACGGCACAACAAACAUCGAAGAAUGAAAGCUGGGGAGAAAAACAAUCGUUUACCUGUCAAGUGUGCAAAGUACAACCGGGACACUUACUCAUAAACUGUCCAUUAUUUAAGGAGAAAACACCGAUCGAACGUCAUAAAACCAUCAAAGAGUUGAACAGGUGUUUCCGAUGCUUCAGUGCGCAUAGAGUAGUAGACUGCAAAAACCCUAAAACUUGUAAAGAUUGCGGUGGAAAGCACCACACUAUGUUACAUCUUUCAAACACCGAAAAACCCGUUACGGUCGAGCCCGUCACGUUCGCAGCUACCGCAACAAACAGUGUUCGUACAUCAGUCCUUUUGGCAACGGCUACCGUGGCUGUGCAAACGAGACAUGGGUACUCCGUUAACGUAAGAGCGUUAUUAGACAGUGCUAGCCAAAGCAGUUUCGUGACAGAACGCUGUGUGCAUCUGCUGGGACUUCAGCGAGAAAGUCGAGAUAUUGUGGUACAAGCUCUGGCCGGUACCCAGGUUCCAGUCGUUAAAGGAAGUACUACCAUUAACGUACGGCCAGUAGGUCUCGAAAAUCCCCAAUUUAAUGUUAACGCUUUAAUAUUACCCCGCAUAACCGGUCCUAUACCAUCAGAACGCGUUUUCACAGAAUAUUGGCCACAUACCGUUGGGUUAAAUUUAGCAGACCCUGAUUACAACAAACCACUCCCUGUCGACAUUCUAUUAGGAGCAGAUGUGUUCCCACAACUCAUCUUAGGGAAUAAAAGAGUCGGUACCACCGGUCAACCAAUCGCUUUAUCCACAGUUUUUGGAUGGGUAUUAAUGGGAAGAACCUCAUGCGCUACGAAAAAUAAGAUUGUCACAAUGUGUUCAACACUGGAAUCCGUUAACCAAACCUUAAAACGCUUUUUUGAAGUGGAAGAAGUUCCAAAUGUCGAAAAAGGUUGCCCAGCGGAUUUAGAGUGUGAGCGAAUCUACCAGUCAACCACAACGCGUCAAAAAGACGGUAGGUACGUAGUCCAUUUACUCUUCCGGGAAAAUCCUCCACAACUUGGACAGUCAAUAGAUCAAGCCUUGAACCGUUUAUAUCAUUUAGAAAACCGAUUUGCAAAAAAUCCUGUUUUGCGUGAGGAGUAUAACAAAGAAAUGAGGGAUUACCUAGAUACCACCCAUAUGAUCAAAUUAAAUCAAACCCUUACAAAUGAACAGAACACUUAUUACAUUCCACAUCAUGUAGUUAUACGGCCUGAUAGCACAACCACAAAAAUGUGA